CGUACGUUCUGUAGCUCCGAAAUUUUUUUAGUAGUUCUACUAGUAGUAAUUGAUAAUUCUACGCUCCCUCAGCAAAAUUGUGCUAUUUAUUGACACAAUCUGCCAACUGUCUGAUUACCUGUGUAUCUGCUUGCUUUUAAACGACUACGAAGUAUCUCGGUCUCCUAAGAAGUAAUAAUUAUCAAGCAAGCGGAUCUCAAUUUAGGCAAGAACCCGUUAGCUUCACUUUGCUGAAUACUAAGGAGGAACGUAUGUGGCUGCGUAAUCGAAUGUUUGCAAUUUUUCCAAAUUCCACAAAGUUAAGAAGAAAGAUGGUCCCGAGACGCAACAAAUACAGAAUCGCAAUCAUAGUUCACACAUCAGACAAGUCAGUGUCACGUCUGUGAUUGGCUUAAGAAGAGAAUUUGUCAAAAUGACAGUCCUCCCGUCACCGAUUUCCUCAAUUGUUUUGUGAUGAGUUAAAAGGUAUUUCUGUUUUUCCAACAGCCGUUCAGCUUUAUCCAAAAAAGUGAUGAAAAUUUUUAUUUGACACUGUUGUACCUGUAGUGUAGUGGCCGAUUCAUUUAAAGUACUUUUUGAUUUCCUGAAAGGGGGGAUCACCAUGGAGGAAAUGGAAUUAACUAUAGCCAGACUAGUUUUAGGAUAUUUGAAGAGCGAACAUUGCAGGAGUGCUUACAAGGAAUUUUUAAAAACAUGUCCCCACUUACAGCAGAAUAACAUCUCGAAAAGCAAAUUUUUGCGUACAAGGUUUUUGGGGCUAAGCCUAGAAGAGAUCAUCCAUGAAUAUGUGGAUAUAUAUCAUAUGGUGCAAGCAAGGUUAGAAGCAACAAACUAUUUUCAAGAACAUCACCAUAAGCAAAACUUAUUAAGCCAAAUAUUAUAUUUAUUCAAUAAAGUUCCUACCAUUGACAUUAGUAGGACUUCAACUCCUUGUAUCAGAUCUCCAAGAGAGUCUAACCUAGAUGAAGCAAGCCCUUUCUCAUAUAUUGAACAUGCAAGUGAUGUAGAAACUACACCUGUCCAUACAUUACCUGGAAAUAUUUGUUCUGGAAAUCAUGAGAGGGGUCCAAAAAAAUCUGCCAAAAAAGCAGCUAGAUCACCAAGAAUUGAAGACGAGGAAGUACAAUCAAGGGAUGGUGAUCAAACUCCUACUUCUGCAGAGUUAGUAAAUACCGAAGUUUUAGCUCAAACCUUAUUAGAAAACAAAGAAUUUCACGAGAAGAUAGCACAAACAAUAAAUAAAGUAGUUGAGAAUCAACAUAGAGAUUCUGGAGAGUUAGAUAAGACUGUUAAAACUGUUGUCAAAGAAACAGAGGAAGAUCCUAUAUUUGAUAAGUUGUUGGAUGAAAUCAUUGGAUCAGCAGCUUUGAUUGAUAAUGUAAGAUUUGAACCAAAUAAGUCAUCAAACAGAGAUGGCAUUGCCAUCACAUCAAGUAAUAACAACAAAAAACAAGAUGGCUCCAAUGGAUCGUCAAAAUCAGUUUCAAGGGAAGAUGAAAUUCACAAGCAAAAUGGUGAGGCCAUCAAUUGCAUUGUCGCCAAUUCAACAGAAAAAAUGCAAGCCCAAGUUCCUUCUAGCCAGGUACCUCCUAACGGAGAGGUGAUAGUAUUUGAUGGUUCACUGGAUAAUUUCAUGAACAGCAAUAUGUGCACUGCUCCUACAGCACCAGUAACUACUGUGCCGUCAAUACAGAACCAGUUUUACACCACUGGGUUGUUGAUCACCACUGGAGCCAAUACAGCCACUAUGGCUACUUUGACAAACAAGCCAAUCCAGGUGCCGUUACUGCUAACUGAGCAGGAUAUACUCAGUAUGCCUACUGUCAUUGUCAGUGAUAAUCAAACCAAUACUGUUAAGAAAACAUCUGAACUAAAACAGAUAAAACCACGUUUAACUCCAAGAAACGCUCCGACCAUCUUGCCAAACUUCGCUCCAUCAGAAAACCCACCGAAACAACUAGGCCUAAAAAAAGUCGUCUACCCAGUGGUCUCCUCCUCCUCGAUGGUCACAAGCACCCCUGCAGCCACCAGCAACACACAAUCUUCUUUGCCCCAGCUGAUGAACGAAGAGGAGAAACAAGACCUCCCUGAAGACGACGUAGAGGUGGUGGCACCACCCGUGACGCCUCCUGCCUUGGACAACAUGCAGAAAGUCACGCCUAAGAGUGCGUCGCAUGUGAGGAAUUUAGAUUUCUCCACUCCGCCGAAGAUCAAUAAGAAGGAUUUGGAGCCGAAUGCGUCCACUAAACAGGUCACAAAGACUUUGUUCCCAAAGAAACCCAAAGAAGUAUUAGUAGAACUGGGCAAAACGUGGGAUGCCGACCUUAGAGCCCGUGCCGCGUCUGAAGAGGCUUCUAGCAGAACGCCGAAAAGGAAAAGGAAAAAGCCGCUGAGCGGCAAAAAGAGCAAAAAGGCUAAAACGAGUAUUACCGAUGAAGACGGUGUUGCACUGGAGGCUGCUUUGAAGACGCCCAAGAAGUCUAGUCAAGAGAAAAAGACGGAGAACGAACAGUCCAACAUCAAUACAGAUAAGCAAUCGACCACCAUGGAACCAAUUCCAGACUCUCAAAUCGAAGCGCUAUCAAUCACCGAGAUACAUACUAAAACAAUUCUCUCACCGUCGAAGAUGAACGCUACAAAACGCAGUCUGGUCAACACUGAUCCGAACGAGAGCUCCAGCAGAUUCAUAACGCCUGACAACGUGCAAGAAGCGGCAACAGCGCAGCCAAUGAAGGCCAAUAGGAACAUUAUUCCAAUGCUGGAGACGCCGAUGAAGGAGUAUUUCCCUCCGAAAACGCCAGGAGUCCAUACACCGAUGGAUUUAAAUUUGAGUACUAUGAGCAGCAAUAUUACGCCUUUUACUAAAAUGCUCGAGGCAAAUCUCAAAGGCCUGGAUAUCAACCAGAUACCAACGCCGAACAUUCCAAUAACUCCAAACUUCCCGCCUUUUACGCCAAACAUAGACUUGGUUUCGCCAUACUCCAACAGACCGACAGACUACUCAGCCUCAAGUUCGUACUACCAACCAUCUGACAACGAACAAAACAAAUCCCUAGAAACGCAACUGCGCGAGCUUGAAAAGAAAUCUGACGACAACGAAAGACUGAAGAGCUUCAAAAAGAACGUCAUAGGCGGGAAGAACUUGAAUUUGAUGAAACGUACCGUACUGUCUAGUUCAAGUUCUGGGGAUGAUUCGGAUUCUAGUAAUAAUGAUGAUUAUAGGGAAAGCAAUGAUACGGUUAUAUUCAAGAAAUCGAGGAGUCCGGUUCAAAGCAAGUACUCUUUGAGAACGAGGAAUGUCGAUAAGAGUAAGAGUGAGACGAAGAAAACGCCAAAGAAAGCUGUUAGAAGAAAGGCGAAGAACAAGGAAAAGGCUGAUGGGAGUGUGAAAGAUAAUGAUGUGAAGGAAAGUGAAGAUGAUAAAGUUGAGCCUGGUGCAGUUGACGUUGGGGAGGUGAAAAUCACUAAAGAAACAGCGUCUAUCGAAACAACCCAAACCAGAGAACUUACAAUAUCUUGCAAGUUAGAAACGAUACGUAUCGAUAUAGAAACUCUACCUUCUCCAACCAAACCUAAGAAGAGCAAGACUCCUAAAAAAAACAGCACCAAAGACGACCAAUCUAAGUCGACCUUAACCGCCAGUCAACUUAGUUUAAGAAAAGAGCUUGAAGAGAAGAAGAAAAGGAUGCUAAGUAAUAUUAGGGGUGAUUCGAAGGAACAAAAGCCAGGCAAAAAACAGAAUAGUGGUUUCAAAAUCAAGCCGAUAGCCAACCUGACAAACAGCAAAAGGAAACCUAGGAAGGCUGCGACGCCUAAGAAAACUGUCCAGACUGAUAAGGAGGAUCUAAGGCUUGUUAUGGAGGAUCUGGAACAUUCUGAUGAUUCGGAUGAUGAAGUACCUUUGGCGUUUAAAAAAGCAAAUCUGCUGGCCCCAGAAGUGAUAUCUUCCGACGUUGAAGCCCAAACCCUAAUCGAGGGUCUCAAAGAACGAGGAAUACAUCUCAUGCACAACAAAUCACCCAAGAAAAAAGGCCAGGAAGAUGCAGAUGAUGAAAACGAAGACCAAGGUACUGAAAAAGUUGAAGACAACACUGUUAAUGAUACAAAAGAAGGAAGUGCGGCCAAACGGAAUUCGUCCAUCAUUGAGUUUGACAGUUAUCGAGAUGAAGAGUUUAGCGUUCAAGUGUUUGAGGAUUUUACUAAAACUGUCGUUUAUGACGAGAAUGAUUGCAGCAGAAAGCCUUUGCAAGUUGAAGCGAUUACUGAGUUGAAGACGAAAAAACGAUCUGCUGAGGUUUUCGUCGAAGAGAUCAAUGAUUUCGUGAGGUUGAAUAUCGUCUUCACCCCCCUUUAUGCAACAUUCGAAUUUGGAAUCACUGACUCAGAGGAAGUCUCAGAACAGCAAAGUACAACUCCUGCUAAGACUGAUGUGGAACCUAAUCCUCAAGAAACUUCACCAGACGAUCAGAAUGCGAGUAUGCGGAAUGAUGCGAAAGUUGACUCCAGAGCGAUGCAAAAAGAUAGUCUGGAAUUAGACGAUGAAAAACCAGAUGAUGAUUUGAUGAACUUUGCAGUCACUGGUUGUGAUCGAGAAGAAAGUACUGAUGCUCAUUCCACAAGCUCAAAGAAAAGGAAAGUUAAGAAUGAAGAAAACACCCGUUCUGGUAAAAAAUGCUCGACACUUCUAAAAAAAAUCGACGUCGAUGUUUUUUUGGACGGAAUACAUGGGCUUGAUAAGUAAUUGAUUUUAAAUGUAAAUAAUAGUAUUGUAUAUACCGUAUAUAAGAUUAAAUUAUUUUUUAUUGUAAAAACCAGUUUUACCAAAUACAUUAUCACUUGAUUGC
Molecule: messenger RNA, 4844 nt
Organism: Acanthoscelides obtectus
Lineage: Eukaryota; Metazoa; Arthropoda; Insecta; Coleoptera; Chrysomelidae
Source: the annotation of a GenBank genome assembly